CUACAGAAUCCCUCAGCAAAGAGACACAGAGAGGAGAUCGGACACCACUAUGACAAGGGUAGUCAAACUAUGGCUGCAACUGAAGUACUGAAAUGAACUCUCUUCUCCCUCUCCCAAAAUCAUGGAGAACCAGAACGCAGUGUCCGAAAACCUCCCAAAGCUGUUGAUUCUACGCCCACCCCAUAUCAUCAACCUUUUCGAAGAUCAAUUCUCGGACAAAUUCCAACUCCUCAAGCCAUGGGAAUCCCCCAUCCCCACCGACCAGUUCCUCGCCGCUCACUGCGCCUCCGUCGAAGCCAUGCUGAUUUCCGGCCUCACUCCGAUCACCGCCGACGUCCUCCGCCUCCUCCCUUUGCUCCGGCUUAUCUGCACCACCAGCGCCGGCCUCAAUCACAUCGACUUGCCUGAGUGCCGCCGCCGGGGAGUCUCCAUCGCUAGCGCCGGCUCCGCGUACUCCGAGGACGUCGCGGAUUUGGCGGUCGGACUGUUGAUUGAUGUGUUGAGGAGAGUUAGCGCUGCUAAUCGGUUUGUGCGUGAUGGGGUUUGGCCAAUCAAAGGAGAUUACCCUCUCGGUUCUAAGUUGGGAGGCAAGCGAGUUGGGAUCAUUGGAUUAGGAAGCAUUGGCUUCUUAGUUGCAAAGAGACUUGAGGCCCUUGGCUGCUCUAUUUCAUACAACUCAAGGAAGAAGAAACCAUCUGUUCCUUUUCCGUUUUACGACAAUGUUUGUGACCUUGCAACUAAUUGUGACGUUCUAGUCCUUUGCUGUGCAUUGACUGACCAAACCCGCCACAUGAUUAACAAGGAAGUCUUGUUGGCAUUGGGAAAGGAAGGAGUCAUCAUCAAUAUUGCUCGGGGGGCUGUUAUUGAUGAGAAAGAAUUAGUGCGGUGUUUGGUGGAAGGAGAAAUUGCAGGAGCUGGUUUGGAUGUGUUUGAGAAUGAGCCACAGGUUCCUCCGGAGCUCUUUGCAUUAGAUAAUGUUGUCAUGUCACCACAUCGAGCUGUGUUCACAGAGGAAUCGCUUUGGGAUUUAUGUCAACUUAUGUUAGGGAACCUGGAAGCGUUCUUCUCAAACAAACCUUUACUGUCUCCUGUUGUGGAUGAAUGAGUGCGUGGAUUUUAUGAACCAAUCGCAGGUUCGUUAUCACACCUUCUUGAAGAAUGUUGGCUGAUGCUCUAUUAAGUCUUCACAUAUAAGAUCUCGUUGUCUAGGGUUUUGGAUGACAGUGUGGAUCGUCUAGGGUUUUGGAUGAGUUGUUUGACUUGGAUUUAGUUUUUGUUGGUUUGCAUCUCAUAAAAUGUAAGAAUUCAAAGUUUAGACUAAGAUUCUUUUCGAAUAAUCCUCUUUUCAUUCUGAUAAUGAAUCAGCUAAAUACUGUAAAUAAAAGGCCUAAACUAGCACACUGUUUUUCCUAAUAUUCGGAAAACCAUGUCUACGUGCAUGCAGGACGAAAAGAUGGCUGCAAUGGUUCCUGAUGAAAGGAGGACUGGAUGAAAAUCUUUUGACUCCUGUAUAUGAAGCAAUGUUUCUGAUGUCUCUGUCGAGUAAUUUACAAGGCAGAGUCUAUUUAUAAGUUAUAUUGAAUGAAUCUAAUUGUGUGUCAAAAUAAUCUGAUUACGGACGGAUCCUUAUUCAUGUUGGUGAACAGUAAAAGAUGAUGUAGCAUUGUUCAUGGAAAGGUUUUGGUUUAUACUA
This is a messenger RNA of Rhododendron vialii, 1693 nucleotides long. Its product is annotated as glyoxylate/hydroxypyruvate reductase HPR3-like. Bases 122 to 1105 code for a protein of 327 amino acids. The record is from RefSeq and is a predicted model, not a curated record. Gene Ontology annotation, molecular function: NAD binding; glyoxylate reductase (NADPH) activity; hydroxypyruvate reductase [NAD(P)H] activity. Lineage: Eukaryota; Viridiplantae; Streptophyta; Magnoliopsida; Ericales; Ericaceae. Gene Ontology annotation, cellular component: cytosol. The transcript has 2 exons.